AUUCAUGUUUCACGGUUUCACUCCUCCUCGACACUGACCCUGAGCUUUGAACAUCGAGCGCUGACGAUCCAUCGGUGUGUUGCAUCAAGAACAGGCCAGGAAGCAAACCAACAUGGAUGCUGUGCGCUAUAGAGCCGCGCUCCUGCUGCUGCUGCUGCUCCUCCUCCUCCUCCUGCUGCUGCUGCUGAUGAUGAUGAUGAUGUUUGAACACAGAUUAUGCUUCUAGCAUCGUCUAAUCUCUCAUGAAGUCAUUUUAUAAAGGAAUGCGGUUUGUAACACGCAGUUUAAUACGCUUUACUUCACACAGAGCAGAGGCCAUUCAUUUGUGUCAGGAUGAUGAUGAUGAUGAUGAUGACACCCAUUUGGAUUCUCAGGAAUAUGGCUUCAUUUGUUCCUCUUUUUUUCUUUGUUAAAAUUGCAGCAUCAAUGCAAUAAACCUCCUGACUGUAAGGAUGUCAGUGACUGAUUUACCUCCAGCAGCAGAGGCAGCCUGAGCUCCUGCCAAGAUACAGCCAAACGUACUGUAGAAUCAUGCAGGACAAUGUAUAUCAUUUGUUCUGAGAAAAAAAGAUUACUGCAAAAAAAAGUAAAUCCUGCAUUUAGACGCCUCAUGUCGUCAUUGACUUAUCUUUAUAUUUCACACAGAGCUGGGUGUUUCCUUCCGUGUGCACAGGCACAGGACAGCUGUGUGUCACAGAAGCAGCAUUGGACCAGCUGUUGCCUGCAGUCGAGAGGAUUCAAUCACACAGGCUUCGCUGUCAUUGAAGGCCUGCUAUUUCAUUGAGGUUACAUUGUGUAACAUGACAUGUGUUUCUCUGUUUCUGUGGAGGAAGAUAAGGCACCAUGGCUGAGCACCAGAGGCAGCGCAGUCUGUCCACCGCUGGUGAGUCCCUUUACCACGUGUUGGGAGUUGAGAAGGUGGCCACAACGGAUGACAUCAAGAGAUCUUACAGGAAGCUGGCAUUGAAGUUCCACCCUGACAAGAAUCCUGACAAUCCAGAAGCGGCGGAUAAAUUCAAGGAGAUUAACAAUGCCCACGCCAUUCUGAACGACCCCACAAAGCGAAAUAUUUACGAUAAAUAUGGCUCUCUGGGGCUGUACGUUGCCGAGCAGUUUGGAGAAGAGAAUGUGAACACUUACUUUGUCCUCUCAAGCUGGUGGGCAAAGGCUCUGUUUGUAUUCUGUGGCCUGGCUACUGGCUGCUACUUCUGUUGCUGCCUGUGCUGCUGCUGUAACUGCUGCUGUGGAAAGUGUAAACCACGGCCUCGGGAGGGACAGGACCAGGAGUUUUAUGUGUCCCCAGAGGACCUGGAGGCUCAGCUGCAGUCUGAUGAGCGAGAGGCUGGUGGUGACCCCAUUGUGCUGCAACCGUCAGCAACAGAGACGACCCAGUUAACAUCGGAUGGGCACUACUCCUACCACACUGACACCGGCUUCAACUAAGCGUCUGUCCUCAUCAGUCCUGGCCUGUGGUCCUGCCUGCUUUCCCUGCUCCACCACAGUGAGACAAAAGAAAGGGGCAAAUCCAUCUUUCCACUUCAGAAAAAGGAGCCAUGUAGAGGAGAGGGACUAAUAAGCAUGGCCCAUGAAAGGAACUAAUGAAGUCACAUCCCUUACACUACUCCCUGAUUGGUUCCCUUAACUUAUUUACCCCCCCUCCCCCCCGCGCGCUAUGAUAAGAAUAAAGAAACAACCAAAUUGUUUCUUUUAUAAUUUCUUCUUUUGUAUUUCUUGGCCUUGAACCACACAGGUCACCCGCCCCACUUUCUCUCUCUCUCUCUCCCGUACCUUGCAUCACGGUGUAGCAUGCACUGUUUGUAAAACAUGGUCUCCAAAUGUCCAUUCAUCGUUUGCGACAGUUUUACUUUGCAAAGCUCAUAACGUAGGUUCAUACAUACUGUGCAAUAUGUUCAUGUGAGUACAGAUCACGUGGAGGAGGCAGUAACGUUUAUGUGAUGUUUUACAGUAAAAGGAAAGGAGAGCCAUGGUUCAGGGAGCUGCUGGUCGGAGUGACGUGUUUGUUGUUGGGUUAAGUGGUGUCGUCAUUUAACCGUCAGAAACAGAGUUGUCAUCUAUUAUUACAAAUCUUCAUCUCUGAUUUACAGUGAGUGAUGUUUUCCUUAAGAUGAAAAUGCCUCCUGCCAUCGUCAGAACCCCCAGUUUGUCUUUGUUUAUUCUUCGUUUGCUUCUCCCUUCUCUUGUGAACCGUGAGGUUUUUAAGGCACAGAGCUUUAUUUGCGGACAUUAUUAGUGUUGCUGACAGAGCACUUAUACUUUUAUUAUUCAUCAGUAUUGGUGUCUCUGUCACAGGCCACACAGCUUUAUCUCCGCCCGUCCUUGCAGGAUAUUUCUAUCAUUAAACUUUUCUAUUGAUUCAUAAUUAAUUUAUUAUUGUUUAUUGUUUAAUUGUUAUAUCGUCCGUUACGUGUGAUUUGAAAAUGUUGCCAUUGGAUUCAUAAUUUAUGAGCUUUUAAAUGCAUCUCAUACAAAAUAUUGACAAUGGACAUUUUAAUUUAUUUAUUUUUUCUCAGUCGUUUGGAAUCAUAUGCUGAGCUGGUGCUGCCUUUUCUUUUUACAUCAUUUUUUUUUGUUUCUAAUAAUGGCAACACUGUUUUUGGAGACGUUACAAUUCACUGAGAAGGACUGACAUUCAUUUCAUCUAAUCAUUUGCAAUUAUUGUAUUUACUCACAGAAUUUAGUUUAAUGUGAAGGAGCCUACUUUAAUCCAGCUGAUCGAUCGGAGCUGUUAAUAGUCAGAAGUAACAGAUCUGUGUCAGCAGCAGACCUGCAUUAGUGAGGGUGAUGUGGUUUUACUCGGAGCUGUCGGGAAAAUAUUAUAUACGUAGUUAAUGUGAUGAUGUGUGAGGGGAGGAAAAAAAGAUGAUGCAGAGUUAUUUUGAGAAAUAAAGACUAUAGAAUAUUCAUAUUGGGAGAUUUUGGGUGGGGAAAAAUAUUUACGUGAACUAAAGUCUGACUGGUGACUGACGUUUUGUCAGAUGCUGUGAUGUUUAUUGAUAGUUGUUUUUUUUCAACCACGCUUUCAGCAGCUCUGAGUGAUACCACUGUUACAUACUAUAGUACAGUACGUUUGCAACUUUCCCCAAAUAUCCAUUAGCAUCUUUUGUCAGUGUCAUCACUGCUAACAAUGUGUUUUAAUGGUUUACAGUUGAUGAGGUCCAGUUACCCACCCCCACCCCCCACCCACUAUUAACAGUAUGGAUGUUGACCUCUGUGGCCCUUGUAUGAUGUUUCGUGUAACCCUUGAUGAAACAUAGAUGUUCCCGUCAUGGCUUUUUCAUUGAAAUACUGAAAAAUGCUCCUGUACAUGUUUGAAGUUGAAUGCACUGUGUGUUAAAAAAAAAGAGAAGAAAAAUAAUAUGGAUCAACGAUCAGGAAAUGACUCCAUAAAAAGACAAGAUAGUAUAAAGUGUAAUUAUAGUGAAAUGGUUAUAUAAUGCAUUGAUUUGGAUUUCAUUCUUUUCAUACUUUUCAUGUCUCAAAUAAUGAUUGGCUUUAAUUUUUACUGGUAUGGUGUUGUAAAGUAACCAUUACAUUUUUGCAAGGGAUGGUUCAAUGGUUGAGGUCGCUCGUACAGUACGUCCAUUCGGCCCAUAUAAAGUAUAAACCUUAACGUUUAUGUUGUAGCAUGGUAACUGUGUGUCUGGAAGAAAACAAGUGGAUCAUUGAUCUGAUUUGCUGUUGUUGAAUAAAUGUUCAUGAACAUUU
Solea senegalensis (Senegalese sole) is the source of this 3726-nucleotide messenger RNA. Its product is annotated as dnaJ homolog subfamily C member 5-like. The transcript is spliced from 4 exons. Bases 844 to 1443 code for a protein of 199 amino acids. Gene Ontology annotation, biological process: regulation of synaptic vesicle cycle. The record is from RefSeq and is a predicted model, not a curated record. Gene Ontology annotation, cellular component: presynapse; membrane; intracellular membrane-bounded organelle. Lineage: Eukaryota; Metazoa; Chordata; Actinopteri; Pleuronectiformes; Soleidae.